Colletes gigas is the source of this 2218-nucleotide messenger RNA. Its product is annotated as zinc finger protein 880-like. Gene Ontology annotation, cellular component: nucleus. Gene Ontology annotation, biological process: regulation of transcription by RNA polymerase II. Lineage: Eukaryota; Metazoa; Arthropoda; Insecta; Hymenoptera; Colletidae. The transcript has 4 exons. Gene Ontology annotation, molecular function: DNA-binding transcription factor activity; RNA polymerase II cis-regulatory region sequence-specific DNA binding. The record is from RefSeq and is a predicted model, not a curated record. The coding region runs from base 252 to 2024 and encodes 590 amino acids.
UUUGCUACUUUUAUGGUACAAACGAUUGCUUCGAAAUUACCAAAUGCGAAAGAUCAUUAUAGAUAUGUUAUGUUGUCACAUGAAGUAGAGGUUACGUUUGAGAUGCAUUUUCAAAAACUAAUUUAUGAUUAUCAAAUAAGACGGUCACGUUUGUGCUUGUUAUUUGUUAUAAAGUAAUAUCAUAAGUCAUUGAUGGAGAAAUAAGUUAUCGAUUCGAAAUUUCUAUGACAUAUUGACGAUACUGCGAUACGAUGCCAAUGUCCAAUUUAUGCUGCGUGGUAUGUAACAUAAAUCUCGAUGUUUCGUCCUACGUGAAUAUAUUUUGCACAUCCUUACCUCGGAACGGAGAAUCGUUAGCAAAUUUUUUAUCGAAAGUGCUUCACAUACCUGUUCCUGAAUCAAACGAUUCUUAUAUCUGUUUACAAUGUUACAAUCUGUUCCAAAUGUUGGAACAAGCACAGAAGACUGUUUUAAACAUACGUUGUGAAAUUUUGAAGAUAUAUCGUACUACGGAAAGGAGAAAAAAUAUAAAGCAAUCGGUGAAUAACAAUGUGAACUUGAAUUUAAGCACAAGCAUAGUCUUAGAAGAAAGCAAGUUAGAUGUAAAUAAUGACGAAGAACGCAUAAAAGGAGGCACAAAUUCGCAACCCUUUCAAAUCAACGAAACGACAAAACAACAAUGUAUUCAAGACAAAGUAAACAGGCAAAUAAUAAAUCUUCGGAACAUAGAUCGCGAUGUUAGUACAAAGUCCAGUGCAAAUCCAAAGAAGGAAUUAAAAAAGAAAAUUACAGACUGCGCUGAAAUAGAUAAUAUAAACUCGUUUGAUUGUAGUAAAAAUGAGAUUUUAAGACACGAUACGUUUCCUAAUCCGAUUGCAUUAACCGAUAAGAACAAUGUGUAUAGUAUUAGUUCUUUGCAAAGUAAUAUGUUUAAUUUUAAGUGGAAGGAAUUAGACGAAAAUGUUACAGAAGUAGAGGUGAAUACAGAAAGUACAACAGCAUCAAAAAUUGAUCAGCCGAAUGUUCCCAUAAAAUCAGGGAAAGUAUCAAAAUGUAAUUUAAAACCAUUGAAAUAUUCUUGUUCCACUUGUGGUAAAAGAUGGAAGACGUCGGCUGAACUAAAAACGCAUAUAAAAACUCACUCUACGUUGAGACCGUAUAUGUGUGAAAAAUGCGGGCAAGCGUACAAACAUAAACAUGCAUUAGAGAUACACGUGGGAAUGCAUAAUGGAAUAAAUCCAUUUCAAUGCAAUUUCUGUAAUAAGUGUUUCACGCAGAAAGGAGCGCUUAUGAGACACUUGCCGAUGCAUACUGGUGAAAUGCCUUACCAAUGCGAAUUAUGCGGUAAACGAUUUAUACAUCAUACGUCGUACAGCAUGCACAGAUUAUCACAUAGCGGAAAGAAAUCUUACAAAUGCCAUAUGUGUGAUAUAUCUUUGCUUUCAACGUCUCAUUUGAAAAGACACAUGCGAGUUCAUACGGGCGAGAAACCAUAUAGUUGCACAUUAUGUGGGAAACGUUUCGCCGAACGAUAUAAUUUGUUCGCGCAUCAAAAAAUUCACGAUCCGUUUGAAAAUAAAACGAAGAAUAUCAACGAAACGCAAUACCAAUGUAAUCGUUGUAACUUGGUGUUCGAACAAAAGCAAACUUUGAGCGACCAUUUAAAAUAUCACACUGAUACAGGAACCGAGUUUGAUCUAAAAAAAUCAUAUUCGGUCUUUCCGGUUCAGUCGGAAAUUAAAGAAUCACCAAAAAAAAUGAAUUCUGAACAUGGUGUGCUGCCGCAAACGUGGAUUGAAACGAAUCAUUCGAAAUUAGAUAUCAUCGAUAAUCAAACGAAAUUUGUGCUCCUACAGAAUCCUUUACCUGAGAUCAAUGAGAGCUCCUUUGCGGUCACGUUCAACGAACAAAAACUAUCUGUGGAAAGUACAAAUUAUAAUACGAGUUUACAGGUAAUUAUAGAAUCAUCAGAUACGUCACUUUUAAACAGUAAUCUUCCUUCCAUCGAUAAAACGCACAUGUGAUCGAGCAAUAAAAUAUAAUGAAAAUGUUAAUAUAAAAAAAAAAUAAUGUUAAGCGAUCAAUUUUAGCGUUUAAAGAGUAAUAUAUAAUUCGUUUCUUCGAUGCGUCUAACAAGAUAGUUUUGUUCAACUAAAUGUAUUAACUUACGUGUUUCGUAUUUUUUCUUCGUUUCGUAUAUAGUUUUCUCAAUAUGCAU